Aspergillus pseudotamarii is the source of this 1919-nucleotide messenger RNA. Its product is annotated as sialidase family protein. The record is from RefSeq and is a predicted model, not a curated record. Lineage: Eukaryota; Fungi; Ascomycota; Eurotiomycetes; Eurotiales; Aspergillaceae. Bases 634 to 1773 code for a protein of 379 amino acids. The transcript has a single exon.
AUACUGUCAACUGCUACUAUAAUAUGGUCGAUUCUGGAGUCAUGCAACUCCAGAUUCCCCUGGAGCAUGCCGUUCGCCACAAAGCCUGCCCCAUGAUAUCAACAGCACUGGGGCUCGGAGCGCCGACCGCGACGUAGUAGUUUUCCAGGGGUCUCAGAAGUGGAGAGCUGCUAAACGGUAUAAGCGGGUUCCUUUCACUGCUGCCCAGGCUUAGUCCUGGCUUUUAAUGUACUUAAAGUUCCGACCACAAGCUGUUGGUUGGUGCAGUGGCCAAUUGACAUUACCGCAUUAAGCAAUCUUAGCCCUAACCCCAGAUAUCCCUCACUGGCCUAUCCAGUUCUUACCACCUUCCCCAUACCAUACAUUCUCAGCUCUAUCCCUCGAAAUUGUGAUUUUCAGUAUCCAUCCAUAACCUCAUUGAGAUCAGCAAUGAGGCAACCAGGCAGCCGUGUUUCAACGGGGCUUGGAUGACGUCAUCCAUGUCAAUCACUUCGAUAACGAGCUGAAGUAUCGGUGAACAAGUGGCUAGAGUUUGCCCCUCUUUAUAUCCAAACAAUCCCCUUCACAAGCCACUUCUCCGAACACACUCUCUGAUAACUUUCUUCGCCGGACGAACAGGAAAAGCCGAACACAAUGCCUGGAAAUUUUGGCCAGAAAAUCCUCAAGACCUUUGGGUUGGACGAUAACCAGCAAGGACACGGACAGGGCCAGCCUCCACAACAAUACCAGCACUACCAACCGCCCCCACAGCAGGGUUAUCCAGGCCAGCUGCCUGGAAACCGGCACAUUGAAGAAGGAGACCGAGACCUUCACCCAGACAGACAUGGUACAUACCCCCGUCUCGCCAGACUGGGUGAUGGAUCGUUACUUGCCUCAUUCACCCACUUCCAGGGGAACACACGCGUGCUCGCCGUAUCGAGAAGUACCGACGGCGGUCGGACCUUCGAGGGCUGGGGAGAAGUCAGUCGUGGUGAGGGAGACGUCGACAAUGUGUUUCUUCUAGAGGUCGCACCGGGCACUGUGCUGGGGGCAUUCCGGAACCACGACCUGGGACCCAACGGCCCAACGCACUUCCGGAUCACAGUCUGUCGGUCGACGGAUGCCGGCCGGACCUGGCACUUCCUGUCGCAGGCGGCAGAGAAGGGCGCACCAAACGGUAUCUGGGAACCGUUCAUGCGGCUAGGCAGACAGGGCGAGGUCCAGUUGACGUAUUCGAUGGAAUUUGCGCAUAACAACCAGUGCACGAUGAUGGUGCAAUCAUUCGACGGCGGUGCCACGUGGACUCAACCGCGGUGUCUGCAUGGGGACUGUGAUUUGUUGCGUGAUGGGAUGAACGGCAUCGCACCAACUUGGGAUAACGGUCGUGAGGCCCUGGUGAUGAUUUUUGAGACUACCUCGUUUGGCACUUUCAACUUGGAAGCGUUGAUCUCCUACGACGAUGGUCAGACUUGGGGCUGGCGUCAUCGCGUGUAUGUCCCGCCUCAGGGUCACAAUGCGGGUGCUCCCCAGAUUGCCUCCUUCGGUGAUGGAUCGCUGGCGGUUAUCUUCAUGACGGAUGAGGACCACAAUGAAGUGUCGUGGACGAAUAAUGCCUCUAUCAAGGUUGUUUUCGCGGGUCCGCCGCAGAAUGGCCAGAUUCAAUGGACCAGACCGACGGUUAUCUGUCCUCAUACUAGUCACUGGCCGGGUAUUGCUGCUGUGGAUAGGAAUACUUUGUUUGCGACUUUUGAAUGUGAUGGACGUCCGAAGGCUAAGGCAAUUACUCUACACUAGAUAUGUGGUUGGGCGUGGGAACUCGGAUGUUUUUGAUAGGCAAAGCGGAUGGUUUCAGUUGUAGAGCAACUGCCAGCAGAUUUCAUCAUGAAUCAAUACUACUGAUUACCGCUUGACAAACCGUCACGCUUGUAGAAGUUACAAAU